This is a messenger RNA of Gongylonema pulchrum, 2313 nucleotides long. The record is from the annotation of a GenBank genome assembly. NCBI's taxonomy places the organism in Eukaryota, Metazoa, Nematoda, Chromadorea, Rhabditida, Gongylonematidae.
AUGGAAGAAUUAGAAAUGCUUGAUGAAAUGAGUUACAAGCCACCACCACAAGAUAGCGUUGAGAUAACAAUUAAAGCACCGAAACCAGUCGAAACAAUUGAAGCAAAAUGGGCAAAAUUUAUCAGACAAGCAAUGCAUCUUCUUUGUUACAUUGCACAUUUGCAAAUCUGGACUCGAGCUUUGGUACGGAAUGAAGCAUUGAUGUCUCUCUGUUUAUCACUGAUACCGGAAGGAUACAUUACAGCAGCGCAGCAUGGAUUAGAAGUAGCCACCGCCGAAAGAUUCUUGAAAUGGUUUAGAUCAGCUUUUCAGCAAGCACAAAAAGACUACAUAGCGAAGGAUGGCUUUUGUGAUGCUCAGGUUGAAAGAUUGGAAGAAUUGAUUGGUGACCGAGUCUAUGAAAACGAUAAGGAUUUAGCUUCGCUGUUAUUUCUUUGUAUGCUGGCAAUGAAACAGUCGACACGUCUGUGCCUGUCAUGUCAACCGGUCACACACAGAUUGACAAUGCAAAUGCUGCAGUCGGUGCACACGGAGAAGUUCGUAAAAGAGAGUAUCGACAACAGAGAUGCGGAAUGGGAAGAUAAGCUGGAGGAGGUCACAAAAAAGGUGGAAGUGAAGGAGCAGAAUGCCGUGAGUGCUACUGAGGAAACAGCUGUUGAAGACAGCAAAGAUAAAAAAGCUCGAAAAUCGAGAAAAAACUCGAAAAGUGAAGCCAAGGAGAGUGCAUCGACUAGUGACGUUGGGAAGAAGUUGCGCAUUGAGAGAAAUUAUUGGGUGGAAUAUUGGGACGACAACGACGGCAUGGAUCCCUGGACCAGUACAGUGGACAUGCCAGCAAAAGUAGAAGCCGACGCUACCGCACCAAUGCAUUAUGUGAUUGUUAUCGAUAACGGAUUUGGUAUGCGUGAUGUAACUGCUCGAUAUGCUUCUAAAUUUCUAGCAUCUGACAUGCGAAGACUUCGUGCUGAUCCGGACUGGUGGGCUCAGACAAUCAAGUUAUUUCGAAGUAAAGAUCGAAGACGUGAGCGUAUGGAGGAUGUUGCAAUUCAUGAAUAUUUAAUGUCGCAGCCGACACCAGCAACAGUUGCAGAGUACAAAAAUCAUCCAUUUACAGUGGACAUGCCAGCAAAAGUAGAAGCCGACGCUACCGCACCAAUGCAUUAUGUGAUUGUUAUCGAUAACGGAUUUGGUAUGCGUGAUGUAACUGCUCGAUAUGCUUCUAAAUUUCUAGCAUCUGACAUGCGAAGACUUCGUGCUGAUCCGGACUGGUGGGCUCAGACAAUCAAAUUAUUUCGAAGUAAAGAUCGAAGACGUGAGCGUAUGGAGGAUGUUGCAAUUCAUGAAUAUUUAAUGUCUCAGCCGACACCAGCAACAGUUGCAGAGUACAAAAAUCAUCCAUUGUAUGUUUUAAAGAAAGAUAUCUUGAAAUAUGAAGCAAUAUAUCCCGAGAAUCAGCAACCAAUUGGACAAAUUCGCGGCAUUGAUAUCUAUCCCCGAAGUUCUGUUUUCCAUUUGGAUGGCUCAUUGAAUUGGAUGAAACAGGCACGCAUGGUUAAGGCCGGCGAGAAGCCGUAUAAAAUUGUGAAAGGUCGAGUAAAUCCUCGUAUUCCGCCUGAACUACGAGAACCACGUUCGCUUGAACUUUUUGGAUUUUGGCAGACGGAGCCGUAUGUACCACCGAAAGUUGUCGAUGGCCGAGUACCACGGAAUGAAUUUGGUAAUUUAUAUGUCUACAAAAGCAGCAUGAUCCCGGAGGGUUGUGUGCACGUGCGCCUCGACGGACUUGUCGCGGGUUGUGUGCACGUGCGCCUCGAUGGACUUGUCACGGUUGCGCGUCAGCUCGAUAUCGACUGUGUGCCGGCAGUUGUCGGUUGGGAAUUUCAUAAAGGAGGAAAUCAUCCAAUUAUCGAAGGAUGUGUUGUUUUAAAGGAACAUGAAAAAGCAUUACGUGCAGCGUGGCGGGAGUUUUAUGAGAGAAAGCAGGUUGCUGCUGAGAAGGUAACUUUUUGGAAUAUUCUUUUCAGCUUUUUUUUAAUUCAUUAUGUAACGGCGAGUGUUUUACAUUUAAAAACAACCAGAAUUUACGGUGCAAGAUUUCAGAGACGAAAAGAGCGGGCCAUCAAAAAUUGGCGACGAUUAGUGAAGGGACUUUUAACGUUGAAGAAAUUGGUCGAUGAAAAGUUGGAGCAUGAAACAGCGGUUGAGGUGAAGGCUGAGGAGACGCCAGCCACUGAUGACAUGGCUUUCUCAUGGCCACGAACGGCCUUUAAUUUAUCGGGAACCAGUACUGAAAAGCAUCAACAUCGUCUGUAG